This is a messenger RNA of Microtus oregoni (creeping vole), 1427 nucleotides long. RefSeq names its product TATA-box binding protein associated factor 12 (gene Taf12). NCBI's taxonomy places the organism in Eukaryota, Metazoa, Chordata, Mammalia, Rodentia, Cricetidae. The record is from RefSeq and is a predicted model, not a curated record. The coding region runs from base 116 to 757 and encodes 213 amino acids. Gene Ontology annotation, cellular component: SLIK (SAGA-like) complex; SAGA complex; transcription factor TFIID complex. Gene Ontology annotation, biological process: RNA polymerase II preinitiation complex assembly; DNA-templated transcription initiation. The transcript has 7 exons. Gene Ontology annotation, molecular function: protein heterodimerization activity; DNA binding; TBP-class protein binding.
GCCGGAAGUGCUUGGGGAGGGCCGCGCAGUCGGACCGGCUGCUGAGACGAAAGCUUCACUGGGGCAGUCUCCGCAUAUCAUGGGGAGAUAGACGCUGCUGCCUGUAGCUUUUGAAAUGGCUGGCUCUCAUUACACCGGGCUUACAGCUGUUGCUGAUGUAAUUAAAGAUCUAGACACUCAGAUAGCAUUGAUUGGCCUUGGUCCUCACAGCUCCAAAAAGAAACAGGAUCUUGAUAAGCUCUAUGAGCUGAAGUCCAAAGCUCGGCAGAUUAUGAACCAGUUUGGCCCCUCAGCCCUAAUCAACCUCUCCAAUUUUUCAUCUAUAAAACCAGAGCCAGCCAGCACCCCUCCACAAGGCUCCAUGGCCAAUAGCACCACUGUGGUAAAGAUACCAGGCACUCCUGGGACAGGCGGUCGUCUUAGCCCUGAAAACAAUCAGGUACUAACCAAGAAGAAAUUACAAGACUUAGUCAGAGAGGUGGAUCCUAAUGAGCAGCUGGAUGAAGAUGUGGAGGAGAUGCUGCUACAGAUCGCUGAUGAUUUCAUCGAGAGUGUAGUGACAGCAGCCUGCCAGCUUGCUCGGCAUCGCAAGUCCAGCACCCUGGAGGUUAAAGAUGUCCAGCUGCAUCUAGAGCGCCAGUGGAACAUGUGGAUCCCAGGAUUUGGCUCCGAGGAAAUCCGACCCUACAAAAAAGCUUGCACCACAGAAGCUCACAAACAGAGAAUGGCAUUGAUCCGGAAAACAACGAAGAAAUAACACAGGGACAGUCAGUGAAUGGACGACAUGCAUUUGGAGAUACUUGAGCUGAGACCUCAGCCAUCUCAUCCUUGGAUUUUUUUUUAAAUGCUUUACAGAGAAGCAUAUAUUUUUUAUUAACAGUGCAGCAAUAUCUAUAAUGACUGAGAAGAUCUGCCAAAAGAAUAAAGCCUCCUACCCCAACUUCUGGUUCCUUUUCCCUGCCGUCUCAAAGAGAAGCAGUGUAUCUUCGGGAGAAGACGUGGCCCAGUUUGUCUUAUAAAUGAUUGACUGUAGGCAGAGCGGUAUAUGCAGUCAUGUUAGGUGAGACAGUGUUAGCAAGGUUGUAGCGGGUUUGUCUGCUCCUUCCCCUAGUCCCUGUACUUUGUAAUGUCAGUGUUUAUAUGAAUAUGAACUUGAUUUGCUUUUCCAGAAUAAAGACUCGGUGCACAGCUGAGAGCCUCUAAAAUGCCAGUCAGGCCCAGCCAGGCUGAAGCGCUGCCGUCAGCAGGUGGCAGCAGAGGCUCCGCACCGAUCCGUACAUUUAAGAAAGUUUUUCAGUUUUACUCAGAAGGAACAAACUAGCAAGAGUUGGAAUCCAGUUUCUCUGCCACCAGACAGGGUAAACUAGUUCUGAAAUAAACAAGCAUUCUAGUUCUGGUAAUGUCAGUGUCCCUGGGACUUUUUUCUU